Messenger RNA from Amblyraja radiata (thorny skate), 10369 nucleotides. It is a transcript of the gene tenm4, whose product is annotated as teneurin transmembrane protein 4. The transcript has 32 exons. Gene Ontology annotation, biological process: heterophilic cell-cell adhesion; neuron development; signal transduction. Gene Ontology annotation, cellular component: membrane; neuron projection. Gene Ontology annotation, molecular function: protein homodimerization activity; protein heterodimerization activity; cell adhesion molecule binding. Bases 284 to 8851 code for a protein of 2855 amino acids. NCBI's taxonomy places the organism in Eukaryota, Metazoa, Chordata, Chondrichthyes, Rajiformes, Rajidae. The record is from RefSeq and is a predicted model, not a curated record.
CCCCCAUUCAUUUAGCGAGUGAGUGUAUGUAUCUGAAGCCUGGAUUCCGCCGAGUGUUUGAGUCUGUGCGGGGAGCGCUUAAUGCUUGAGAAGGAUCUACAUCUCCUGCGCAGUUGUUGUCUGAUUAGUUCUUGCCAUGAAGCACGUUGCAUGAUGGUGUUCAAAAGGACACGAAGGGGAAGCAUUCCUAUCGACUGCAGCACGGUUGUGGGACAGCCGCUGCCUUCGGAAUGAAUAUCCCUCACAGCUAAUUAUUGAUGUUGAGAACUCAAAAGAGCAAACCAUGGAUAUAAAAGAGCGUAAACCCUACCGAUCUUUAACUAAAAGCAGACGUGAGAAAGAGCGGCGGUACACCAGUUCUUCAGUGGAAAGCGAAGACAUCAAAAUGCCUCACAAAUCCUACAGCUCCAGUGAAACGCUCAAAGCUUAUGACCAGGACCCAAGGUUGGCCUACAGUAGCCGUGUCAAAGACUUGGUUCAUCAGGAAUCGGAUGAAUAUUGCAGACCAGGAACAAAUUUUUCUCUGCGCGAGUUGGGCCUGACUGAAGCAACAUCUCAUCUCACUGCUGGAUAUCAUGCAGAACUCGGUCUGCCUCACCGUGGAUAUUCCCUGAGCACAGGCUCCGAUGCCGACACAGAGACGGAUGGAGUCAUGUCUCCCGACAAUGCUAUGAGACUCUGGGGGAGAAACGUGAAAUCCUCGCGCAGCUCCUGUUUAUCCAGUCGAGCAAAUUCCGCACUUACUCUCACCGACACUGAGCAUGAGAAUACAGAAAACGGUCCUCCCCUGCCUUGCUCCACUGCUUCAUCAACCCCAGUGGAGCAGUACAACUCCCCUCCCCCUCCUUCUGAAGUCCAUGAGAACCAGCGAAUGUUGCUCAGCAAUAAGAUGACACAGGCAAACCCAGAUUCAGACUCAGAUGAGGAGUUUGUUCCCAACUCUUUCUUGGUUAAAACUGACUCUGGAAGCCUGUAUGUUCCCACAAAUGGUCCCUCGAUCAAUCCUCCUCAGAAUCACUCACUGCUCAGAACACCCCCGCCUCUAACGUCGCACCCCCAUUCUCUAAACCAGCCACAUGCCACUUCAGUGAACUCAUUGAACAGGGGGAACUUCACCACACCCACACGCAGUAAUCCCAGCCCCAGUCCGGCUGAUCUCCCUCCCCCUCCGGAACCACCUCCCUGCAUCCAGGAGCCUGCCCACAUGCAGGACAACUGGCUCCUCAACAGCAACAUCCCCUUGGAGACCAGCUCAUUGGCUUCAUUCAUAUUUCCAUCUGAAUGUAGAAAUGUAGCAAAGCAGACAUUCCUAGAGAGUUUGCAGGACAACCUAAUUGAGAUGGACGUUUUUACCUCUGCUCGACAUGAUGAUGGUUACAGUGAUGGGCACUUCUUAUUUAAGCCUGGAACUGGAUCUUCUCCACUGUUUUGUACAGCGGGUCCUGGUUACCCCCUCACUUCGAGCACCGUGUAUUCUCCUCCACCUCGACCCUUACCCCGCGGCACAUUCUCAAGGUCUGCGUUCAGCCUGAAAAAGCCCUACAAAUACUGCAACUGGAAGUGUGCGGCCUUGAGCGCCAUCAUCAUUUCCGUAACACUCGUGAUUUUACUUGCCUACUUCAUCGCCAUGCACCUGUUUGGCCUAAACUGGCACCUGCAGCCGAUGGAUGGGCAGAUGUACCAGAUCGGUGAGAACAAAGCCAGCAGUUGGCCUGUGCCAACGGACGUCACAUUGUCUCCCUCUGGUGGCACAGGUUUAGACUUGCCUGAAAGGAAAGGCAAAGGAACCAGUGAAGGAAAAACAGACAAUUUAAUCCCAGAAGACAGCUACAUUGAUUCAGGAGAAAUUGAUAUCGGGCGAAGAAUUACUCAAAAUAUACCACCCGGCCUAUUCUGGCGCACGCAAGUGUUCAUAGAUCAUCCAAUGUAUAUGAAAUUCAAUGUGUCAUUGGGAAAGGAUGCUCUGAUUGGAAUUUAUGGUCGUCGUGGUCUCCCUCCAUCCCACACACAGUUUGGAUUUGUGGAAUUAUUGGAUGGCAGGCGAUUGCUAGCACAGGAAAUGAGAAGUCUGGAGGGAUACCAGCAACACCAACAGAGGACUUUGAUCCCUCUGACAAAUCGUGAGACUGGAUUCAUCAGAUAUCUGGAUUCUGGAAUCUGGCAUUUAGCCGUCUACAAUGAUGGGAAACAGAUGGAGCAGGUCUCCUUUAUAACCACUGCCAUAGAGCCUGCAGAUGAAUGCCCGGCAAAUUGUUAUGGGAAUGGAGAGUGUUUUUCAGGAACAUGUCACUGUUUCCUUGGUUACAUUGGACCAGACUGCGCCCGAGCAUCUUGUCCAGUGCUAUGCAGUGGCAAUGGACAGUAUGUGAAAGGACGCUGUUUGUGCCACAGUGGGUGGAAGGGAGCAGAGUGCGACAUUCCCACAAACCAGUGCCUUGACUCCACCUGUGGCAACCAUGGAACCUGCAUCAUGGGGACAUGCAUCUGCAACUCGGGCUAUAAAGGAGAGAAUUGCAAACAAGUGGACUGCUUGGACUCAUCUUGUUCGGGUCGAGGGAUUUGUGUCCAUGGGGAAUGCCACUGUGCCACCGGCUGGGGCGGACCAAAAUGCGAGAGUUCAAGAGUAGCUUGCGAAGACCAGUGUUCAGGACACGGGACGUUCCUGCCUGACUCAAGGACCUGCAGUUGCGACCUUGCCUGGACGGGCCACUAUUGCUCAAUUGAGAUUUGUGCAGUAGACUGUAGCAGCCAUGGGAUCUGCAUUGGAGGCACCUGUCGCUGUGACGAAGGAUGGAUGGGCAGUGCCUGUGAUCAGCGAGCUUGUCACCCACGCUGCAAUGAGCAUGGGACUUGUAAGAAUGGCAAGUGUGAAUGCAGCCCUGGGUGGAAUGGAGAGCACUGCACUAUUGCUCAUUAUCUGGAUAAGGUUGUGAAAGAGGGUUGCCCAGGUUUAUGCAAUGGAAAUGGUCGAUGCACACUGGACCAAAAUGGUUGGCACUGCUUGUGCCAGCUGGGCUGGAGGGGUACGGGAUGUGACACCUCCAUGGAAACUGCUUGUGGAGAUGGAAAAGAUAAUGAUGGAGAUAGCUUAAUAGAUUGCAUGGACCCUGACUGCUGCCUUCAACCUUUAUGUCACAAUAAUCCUCUAUGCCUCGGAUCACGGGAUCCUCUUGCUGUUAUUCAGCAGACUCGCAUUCCAUCUUCACAACAGAAUCUUCGCUCAUUCUACGACAGAGUCAAGUUCCUCAUUGGCAAGGAUAGCACACAUGUGAUCCCUGGUGAAAAUCCUUUUCACAGUGGCCAUUCCUGUGUGAUACGAGGUCAAGUAGAAACAGCAGAUGGCACCCCCUUGGUUGGUGUUAACAUCAGCUUUGUCAACAAACCGCACUAUGGUUUUACGAUCAGCCGGCAGGAUGGCAGCUUUGAUUUGAUGACUAAUGGAGGGGUUUCGGUCGCGAUACAGUUUGAACGCUCUCCGUUCAUCACUCAGGCGCAUACACUCUGGCUGCCUUGGGACCGUUUCUUUGUCAUGGACACUGUCAUCAUGAGGCAUGAAGAGAAUGAGAUCCCCAGCUGUGACCUGAGCAACUUUGCUCGUCCCAACCCAAUUGUCUCACCUGCACCAUUGACGGCAUUUGCAGGGUCAUGCCCGGAGAAAGGUCCCAUCAUUCCUGAAAUACAGGUUUUACGCGAGGAGAUAAAUAUCCCAGGUAGCAAAAUGAAGCUGAACUACAUCAGCAGCUGCACGCCUGGCUAUAAAUCUGUCAUGAGGAUCAGUCUGACCCACCCCUCCAUCCCCUUCAAUCUAAUGAAAGUCCAUCUCCUGGUGGCUGUGGAAGGACGACUCUUCCAGAAAUGGUUUCCUGCAUCCCCUAAUUUGUCUUAUUACUUCAUCUGGGACAAAACUGAUGUCUACAGCCAGAAGGUUUAUGGACUUUCAGAAGCAUUUGUAUCUGUGGGUUAUGAAUAUGAAUCAUGUCCUGACCUGAUACUCUGGGAGAAGCGUACUGCUAUUGUGCAAGGCUAUGAGAUAGCUGCAUCUCACCUGGGUGGAUGGACCAUAGACAAACAUCAUGCUCUCAACGUACAAAGCAGUAUUUUGCACAAGGGAAAUGGGGAAAACAAUUUUAUAUCCCAGCAGCCACCAAUAAUUGGAAGCAUUAUGGGAAAUGGUCGACAACGUAGUAUUUCUUGUCCGAGCUGCAAUGGGCUUGCAACUGGUAACAAACUCCUGGCACCGUUUGCUUUGGCUUGUGGAUCAGAUGGCAGCAUAUACGUUGGUGAUUUUAAUUUCAUUCGCCGGAUAUAUCCUUCAGGCAAUGUUACAAGUAUAUUGGAGUUACGAAAUAAAGAUUAUAGGCACAGUACCAGCCUAGCACAGAGGUAUUACCUCUCAGUGGAUGCAGUGUCAGGGUCACUAUACCUGUCUGAUACAAAUAGAAGACGUGUCUAUAAAAUAAAAUCCCUUGAUGGAGCCAAGGACAUCAUGAAGAAUGCAGUGGUAGUGGCCGGGACAGGAGAUCAAUGCCUUCCUUUUGAUGAAGCACGGUGUGGUGAUGGUGGAAAGGCAACUGAAGCCACUCUGACUAGUCCAAGAGGUAUAACAGUUGACAAAUUUGGUCUGAUCUACUUUGUGGAUGGAACCAUGAUACGCCGAAUUGAUCAGAAUGGAAUCAUCUCCUCCGUGAUCGGUUCUAAUGACCUGACCUCAGCACGACCUCUGAGCUGCGAUUCAGUGAUGGAUAUUUCACAGGUACGUUUGGAAUGGCCCACAGACCUAGCAGUGAACCCUAUGGAUAAUUCCCUUUAUUUGCUGGAUAACAACGUGGUACUUCAGAUUUCAGAAAACCACCAAGUUCGCAUUGUAGCUGGGCGCCCAAUGCACUGCCAAGUGCCUGGAAUCGAUCACUUCCUCCUGAGCAAGGUGGCAGUGCACUCCACGCUGGAGUCAGCCACGGCCAUUUCUAUUUCCCACAAUGGAAUCUUAUACAUAGCGGAAACGGACGAGAAGAAGAUUAACCGUGUCCGGCAAGUCACGACAAAUGGGGAAAUAUCCCUGGUCGCUGGAGCGCCAACCGGCUGCGACUGUAAACACGACGCCAACUGUGAAUGCUACUCAGGAGAUGAUGGAUAUGCAAAGGACGCAAAACUGAACGCUCCCUCGUCGCUGGCAACGUGCCCUGAGGGGGACGUGUACAUCGCAGAUCUCAGGAACGUCCGCAUUAGAUAUGUUCGGAAAAACAGGCCAUUCCUCAAUUCUCUGAAUCUCUACGAGGUUGCUUCGACCAUUGAUCAAGAACUGUAUUUAUUUUCCAUUAAUGGUAGUCACCUAUAUACUCAAAGCCUUAUCACCGGAGACUACAUUUAUAAUAUCACUUACACUGGGAAUGGAGACAUAAGCACGAUCAUGGAUUACAACGGGAACUCUCUAAAUAUACGGCGCGAUGCUACAGGAAUGCCGCUUUGGCUGGUCGUGCCGGAUGGGCAGGUUUACUGGCUGACAAUCGGUGCAAACACUGCCCUAAAGAGCGUCUCCACCCAGGGACAUGAACUGGCUCUAAUGACAUACCAAGGCAGUACUGGUCUAUUGACAACUAAAAGCAAUGAAAAUGGUUGGACCACAUUUUAUGAGUAUGAUAAUUAUGGUCGCCUCAUCAAUGCAACUUUUCCCACUGGACGCAUUGACAGUUUCCAUGGUGACAUUGACAGCGCUGUCCGAGUACAUGUCGAGACUUCGAAUAAGGACGAUGUUACUAUAACCACCAAUCUGUCAACCGCAGGUGCUUUCUACACCCUGGUCCAAGAUCAAGUUCGAAAUGCCUAUCACGUUGCUGCCGAUGGAUCACUGCGGCUUAUGCUAGCUAAUGCUAUGGAAGUUUCACUGCAAACGGAACCGCAUCUCUUGGGAGGCACUGUAAAUCCUACAGUCGGAAAGCGCAAUGUUACAUUGCCCAUUGAAAACGGCUUAAACUUUGUGGAAUGGAGACAACGAAAAGAGGAAGCCAGGGGGCAAGUAACCGUGUUUGGAAGAAGGCUUAGGGUCCAUAGCCGGAAUCUGCUCUCUUUGGAUUUUGACCGCGUGACGCGAACAGAAAAGAUAUAUGAUGAUCAUCGGAAGUUCACUCUCCGAAUUCUAUAUGAUCAGUUGGGCCGACCUACCCUGUGGUCUCCAAGCAGCAGACUCAAUGGUGUGAAUGUGACUUAUUCAUCAGCUGGUCUGGUGGCAGGUAUCCAGAGGGGUACCAUGUCAGAGAGAAUUGACUAUGAUCAAGCAGGCAGGAUUGUAUCCCGAACUUUUGCAGAUGGAAAAUCAUGGACCUACACUUAUCUGGAAAAGUCCUCUGUGCUGCUUCUGCACACUCAGAGACAGUACAUCUUUGAAUUUGACAAAAAUGAUCGUCUAUCUUCUGUAACAAUGCCAAAUGUAGCUCAGCAAAACCUGGAGACCAUUCGUUCUGUGGGUUAUUAUAGAAACAUCUACAAACCACCAGAAGGAAAUGCUUCAGUGAUUCAAGACUUCACAGAAGAUGACCAACUGUUGCAAACUUCAUAUCUUGGAACAGGACGUCGAAUUCUUUACAAAUAUGGCAAGCUGUCCAAGCUCACUGAAAUCCUUUAUGACACCACAAGGAUUGGGUACACUUAUGAUGAAACUGCUGGUAUGCUUAAGACUGUCAACUUGCAAAAUGAAGACUUUACGUGCACUAUACGUUUCAGGCAAAUCGGCCCUCUUAUUGACAGGCAAAUAUUUCGCUUCAAUGAAGAAGGAAUGGUGAACGCUCGCUUUGACUAUAACUACGACAAUAGCUUUCGGGUUACCAGCAUGCAACCUGUCAUCAACGAGAAACCUUUACCAAUUGACCUGUACCGGUACGAUGAUGUCUCGGGGAAAAUUGAACAAUUUGGAAAGUUCGGCAUCAUUUAUUAUGACAUUAAUCAAAUCAUCACCACCGCAGUCAUGACUCACACAAAACAUUUUGAUGCAUAUGGAAGAGUAAAAGAGGUCCAGUAUGAAAUUUUCAGAUCGCUCAUGUAUUGGAUGACGGUGCAAUAUGACAACAUGGGUAGAGUGAUAAAACGAGAACUGAAGGUUGGCCCCUAUGCCAAUACGUCCAGAUAUGCUUAUGAAUAUGACGCAGAUGGGCAAUUGCAGACAGUGACCCUGAACGACAAGCCUUUCUGGCGCUACAGCUAUGAUUUAAAUGGGAAUCUCCAUUUGCUAAGCCCUGGCAAUAGUGCUCGUCUAACUCCAUUGAGGUAUGACCUGAGAGAUCGAAUUACACGGCUGGGAGAUCUACAGUAUAUAGUGGAUGAAGAUGGGUUCUUACGCCAAAGAGGCAAUAUUAUCUUUGAUUACAAUUCCGCUGGUCUUCUCAACAAAGCCUAUAGUAAAAUGAAUGGUUGGAGAGUGCACUACCGAUAUGAUGGAGUUGGAAGAAGAGUUUCGAGUAAAACUAGCUAUGGGAUGUAUUUACAAUUCUUCUACGCAGAUCUGAGCAACCCUACAAGAGUUACACAUAUGUAUAACCAUACAAGUUCUGAAGUCACAUCCCUGUACUAUGACCUUCAAGGCCACCUGUUUGCCAUGGAGAUUAGCAGUGGUGCUGAGUUCUAUGUUGCCUGUGAUAAUACAGGCACCCCACUGGCUGUGUUCACUGCCACUGGUUUAAUGAUCAAGCAAAUCACUUACACUGCAUAUGGGGAAAUUUAUAUGGACACGAAUCCUGCCUUUCAACUCAUUGUCGGCUAUCAUGGUGGCUUGUACGACACCCUCACCAAACUAAUACACUUUGGACGGCGAGACUACGAUGUGCUUUCUGGCAGAUGGACAGCAGCUGAUCACAGUAUCUGGAAUCAUCUCAGCAGCACACUUGUACCUUUUAAUUUGUACAUGUUUAAAAAUAACAACCCGGUCAGCAACAUUCAGGAUAUCAAAUGUUACAUGACAGAUGUGAACAGCUGGCUACUGACAUUCGGAUUCCAGCUGCACAAUGUGAUCCCAGGAUAUCCAAGAAAGGAAACCUCUGCAAUGGAGCCUUCCUAUGAGCUUCUGAACACUCAGGUGAAAACUCAAGAGUGGGACAACAGCAAGUCCAUUUUAGGAGUCCAGUGUGUCGUACAGAAACAGCUCAAAGCCUUUGUUACGCUAGAACAUUUUGGGCAGAUAUAUGGGGGAAGUGGAAUUGGGUGUCAGCCAAAAGCACGGAUGAAGAAAUUUGCAACGGGCGGUUCAAUCCUUGGCAAAGGAGUGAAGUUUGCUGUUCGAGGAGGGAAAGUAAGCACAGAUAUCAUUAGUGUGGCCAACGAAGAUGGAAGGAGAGUGGCUGCAAUCUUAAAUAAUGCCCUUUACCUGGAAAAUAUCCACUUCACCAUUGAUGGUGAGGACACACAUUAUUUCAUUAAACUGGGGUCUGCAGAGAAAGAUCUUGCUAUUUUGGGCCUUACUGGUGGAAGGCGAACCCUGGAGAAUGGAAUCAAUGCUACUGUGUCUCAAAUUAAUACUGUACUGAAUGGAAGGACUAGAAGAUACACCGAUAUUAAACUUCAAUAUGGUCCGUUGUGUUUAAACACACGAUAUGGGACAACCAUGGAUGAAGAGAAGGCCCGUGUCUUGGAGUUGGCCAGGUUGCGGGCUGUGACGGCCGCCUGGACUAGAGAAAGGCAAAGGCUACAAGAUGGAGAGGAGGGGAUUCGCUCAUGGACAGAGGGAGAGAAGCAGCAGCUGCUGAUCACCGGCAGAGUGCAAGGCUAUGAUGGCUAUUUUAUAAAAACUGUUGAGCAAUAUCCUGAAUUGUCAGACAGUGUAAAUAAUAUCCAUUUCAUGAGACAGAGUGAAAUGGGCAAGAGGUAACAGUAAAGAACUAUGCGCCAACCACUUUGCCAAAGACAGCUGCUUAUGUGGCCAUUUUUCAGGCUGUGUUGUUACAAUUAUUUUUGAAAACCGUUGCAUUGUAAUUCUUGCAAUGUGCUGAGUUUUUCCCCCCUUUUUUUGACUUCACACAUUUUGCAUUGAGCAAAAGGUAUUUUGCAGUAGUGUGAUUAAAGUAAAUAUUUGCUAUUUUCUAAUAUUUCAACUGUGACUAUUGGUUUACAGCCAGUACAAACUGAGAACCGAGAGUGCAGGACACAUUACCAGUAAAGAAUGUGCCCUCUCAGUGUCCACUUAAAAAAAUUCAAUGGAUUAUUAUAGACCUCUUUUGUUAAUUCUUUGGGACUUCUCACGAGAUGCAUUUUGAUGCAGCAAAGGACUAAAUCUGCAUUUUAUAUCGACAAAGAAAUUAACAACUUGUGUGAGAACUAUCCUGAGGUUCUGAAGUGAAUUGGAGAAAUAUCUCAACCCUUGUGUUUCUAACACUGUAUUCUGAUUGUGUAAAUAAGCAAGGCUGUAAAUAAACGCGAAUGUAGAUAACUUCUAGAACAACAGAAGUGACUCUGAGUAGACUUCAGUAGAAAAUAAAAUGGUUAUUUUGUGUUUUUAAUUUUUUACUGAUUUCAAUCAGAAGUGAUAUUAUAGGUAAAUUGAGAGAUUGGAAAUGUUUUAGUUUGGAGUUGUGUUUUAAUUGUAUGGGUCCUUUUUUUUGCUUCUGUUUCCUUUCAAUAGUUGUUUUAAGCUUAAUUUAACUUCUCUAAAGUUUGAUUUUUUAUUAAAAGUUAAAGGAUACUCUGUUUCUACUGUUUAUUCAUUUAUUAUUCGUUCAUUAUUUAAUUUUAAUCACAGUUUUGUUGGGUGGUGCCACAUAAAAGAAAAAUCCCACUUGUCGCUGAACCAAUGUAGAUGUAACUUGCAACAAAAGUCAUUCAUUCCUAUCUCGAACUGAACCAUUUAACACUAAUUAUUGGCUGUUAAUUUGUGUUGUUUUCAUUCUUUAGGUUUUCAGUAAAUGUUUAAUGUCCUUUGAAUUGGUCUAAUGUGUGUUUUGGGGUUGGACGAUGUAGGUACAUGUGUAUUUAUAGACAUAUGUGUAUCACAAUAUUAAUAUCUCAUGAUAUUGUUAUUGUGACCCAGUGUUUUGACCUUAGAAGCAUCUUCAUAAUUAUUGCUUUGUUACUGUGCAACUCAAGUAUCACAAUUAUUUACUGUUGAAGAUAUGGUGACAUAUGGGGCAGAUUUUUAUAUUUGUUUAUUUGGAACUUGAAGUAUCAUAAAUGCUGUGAUAUGCUGUUAAAUGGAAAUAUUAUAUGAUUCCCCCAAAUUUAAAAUAUUGACCAACUCCUAUUUUUGUGUUCUUUUAUAUUUUUAUGCAUUUUGUAUAACAUACUGCAAUCAUUUUUAGAUUAUAAGAACACCCAGUCCAGCAAAUUUAAUGUCUCCUAAUAAAAAGUGAAUCAUAUAGUGUGCACAACAAAUAAAAACAGCUGUUAGCAUUCA